Molecule: messenger RNA, 1278 nt
Organism: Closterium sp. Naga37s-1
Lineage: Eukaryota; Viridiplantae; Streptophyta; Zygnematophyceae; Desmidiales; Closteriaceae
Source: the annotation of a GenBank genome assembly
AUGCCUUCCUUUUCAACAAGUCGUUCCCAUGUACCACCGUCAUUCACCAACCGCUCCACCCACCUCACCCCUCGCCCCUCGCGCCCAUACCCGUUUCUCGCGCAUCGCCACUGCCGUCUGGACCUCCAGCCCGACCCCCGCCGCCUGCAGCGUGUUGCGCGGAUGGCUGCUGUGUGUUCUCUCACCCACUCUCGCCCGUAUGGCGCUUGUGUCCCGCGCCUUCCCUGCGGCAUGAAGGCCCAGCCCCGUGGCGGACAGCCCUGCAGCGCUGGGCGCGCGGCGCGCUGUACCGCAAGAUGGUGUGCUCUCAGCGCGGGGGCUCGUGGCUUCGAGAAAUGGCGAGGGAGUCUUCAGAGAACGCCACGUGCUGCUCGUCGCUCGCAGCAUAUCACCAUAUCACCAUCUCCCAUUGCCUCACUUUCACCGUCCUGCCUCACUCACCUCUCCCGCACGCCAGCUUGCAACACUCCUUCCCACUUGCACCGACGCCCUCGUCCUGUUCAGCCACGCCACAAGCGCAGGGCCUUCCAACGUGCUGUUGCGUCGUGGUGCUCCGCCACCACCUCGCCUGCCAGGUCGACCUGCUGCCCGCCCUCGUCCUGCCACUCGCCACACUCGCCCCGCCACCACCACUCCCCUCCGUCCUCCUCCCGGCGCUCCUCUCGUCAACCACAUGUACCGGCUGCUACUUUGAAUGCUGCCUCCCCUGCAGCGGCGCCAUCGCCGGACCAUGCGGCUGCCUGCGUGGCUCGCCUCUCAUCUCCUGCUGCCUCAGCGCAGCAGCCUGUCCAGUCAGCUAGUGCAGCUGCCUCACCAGCAAGUGCAGAGCUGGCAGAUCAUGUCCGACGUGAAUGUGUCUGCUGUGUGCACAUCAACGGCAUGGCAUGGCUCGCUGACGUCAGCACGCCCUGCUGCCCCGCCAGCCUUGUGCCCCACCCCAUGUUCCUGGAACCACUGCUCUUCCAACCCACCAUCCACCAGGCACGCCGCUCCUUCCCCUCGCCUCCCAUCUCCAUUCAUUACACACGUCCCUUCAUUCCCUGCUGUGAUGACGCGGGGGUUGUACCGCAUAUCCCCAUGCCCCCGCCCUACCCGCCAGCACCUGCCAGUGCAGCCCCUUGGGUGCGUGGACGAGGUGCGGGGGCUGUCGGCAUGGCGCCUGCAUGCACAGCAGAGAGCCUGGAGAUGCCAGUAGCAGCAGUAGCAGCAGCGGACAGGGGCAGGGAGGGAUGGAGGGCAGUAGAGAGAGGCGUGCAGGGGUGGCAGUGGAGCACAUAG